AUGGGGACUGGUCAUGAGGUGGGCGUGAAAGUCAAGGCAAACAUCAUCACUUCUCUGGAGGAUGACUGGAUCAGAGCGGACUGUUUUGCAGCGAUGAGAACCACGGAGACGCACAACAACGUCACCGACCGGUGCGACUGGUCCAUGAGCGCAGAGAACGGCACCGAGACGCGCGUCAACGGGCGCCUGGACCCGGCCGCCUGCCUCUUUCGGUCAAUCAUGCCCAACAGUGGACAUGUCCCGGUGCUGGUGUGCGUCUUGGUGCUGCUGACCCUGGUAUCGCUCCUGGUGAACGGGUUCACUCUGUUCCGGCUCGGACGCUCCGAUGACUUAUCCUGGGAGCCGCGCUUCGCUUUCCUGAAGAACCUGAUCCUGAGCGACCUCAUGCAGACUGUGACCAUCGGCCCCGCGGUCAUCCACUCGCUGGUGCACCGGCGGACCAUGGAGUUCAACGUCUGGUGUCAUGUUCAGUUCUUCGCAGGGACCACCAGCAUUUUCGCCAGCCUCAUGACCAUCACGUGCAUGGCGCUGGAGCGCUACCUGUACGUGUGCCACGCCAUCCACUACCUGGUCAUCCUCACCAAAGUGCGCCUGCGGGUCACGCUCAGCCUGAUCUGGUGUUUCUCCCUGUCCAUCUCGUGCGUCACCAUGACUCUGCUGCACCUGAGUCCACCGCGACAGAUCGACCGCGCCGCCAAGGGGCUCAUAUGCGAGCCGGACGUGGUGGAGCAGCACAUGGGUUUCCCACGCGCCUCGGCUAUUUUCCGCAAAUUCACGGGCUCGUGCACUCUGCUCCUCUGCCUGGUGGUUUACGCGUUCUCCUACCUGCGGAUGUACCGGGACGCGCGCAACGCGGUGAUGCCGUUCAAAGCGGUGAACAAGACGGCGCGGAAGACCGUGCUGUUCUACUGCUCUAUGCUGUUCCUGCAGCUGCUGCCGCUGCUCAUCAAGGUCGUGUCGGACGCGCUGUGGGAGGUGGAGGGCACCGUGGCCAUGAUGACGCCGUCCUCACCGACUCAGGGACCUGGAGGAGUCCGCAACGACGCCACGCCGACGCCCUCGGCCACGGCGGUGGGGCUCCACAUGACCCUGCUGGUCCUGCUCAUCGUGCCGCCGUGCAUCAACCCGCUGGUCUACAUGAUGAGGUCCGCGGAGAUGCGCAGAGUGAUGCGCAGGAUGUUUCGACAGUGGCGGGAGGAGAGCUGGCAGCAGGGAGGCAGAGAUGCUGUGGAACCGACCCUCACUGGAGUGGACUAUACACUGUGA
This is a messenger RNA of Solea senegalensis (Senegalese sole), 1266 nucleotides long. Its product is annotated as putative olfactory receptor 14L1. NCBI's taxonomy places the organism in Eukaryota, Metazoa, Chordata, Actinopteri, Pleuronectiformes, Soleidae. Gene Ontology annotation, molecular function: G protein-coupled receptor activity. The transcript has a single exon. Bases 1 to 1266 code for a protein of 421 amino acids. The record is from RefSeq and is a predicted model, not a curated record. Gene Ontology annotation, biological process: G protein-coupled receptor signaling pathway. Gene Ontology annotation, cellular component: membrane.